Molecule: messenger RNA, 2733 nt
Organism: Ctenopharyngodon idella (grass carp)
Lineage: Eukaryota; Metazoa; Chordata; Actinopteri; Cypriniformes; Xenocyprididae
Gene: pdha1b
Product: pyruvate dehydrogenase E1 subunit alpha 1b
Exons: 12
Coding region: 736-1938 (400 amino acids)
Biological process (GO): pyruvate decarboxylation to acetyl-CoA
Cellular component (GO): intracellular membrane-bounded organelle
Molecular function (GO): pyruvate dehydrogenase (acetyl-transferring) activity
Source: RefSeq, a predicted model, not a curated record
UUACACAAUAAUAAAGAAAGCGCUUCUAUACAUUUUAAUAACUAGGGUGAAUAACCAAACAUAGGUGGGUGAGACUGAGAAAUAAAAUAUAUCACCAUGAUAAAACAACAUUCUGCUAUAACUGCUCUUUACCGCUUGGUGGCACUGUUCUAUUUCACGAAAAUAAUAUGACCGUAAAUGACGAGCUUUAAAAGUCUUCAGAAUAAAAGUCCUGUUACUGCUUAUAACUCAUAGAACAGAAAUAUAGUAACUAAAUUUGAAUACAUCAAGCAGACCGAGUCUAUCUGUUCAUUUAUAUGUUAUAAAUAAUUUCCCACAAGUAAUUACAAGAUAAAAGUGUACGUCUGUCUAUCUAUCUAUCUAUCUAUCUAUCUAUCUAUCUAUUUAUUAUUAUUUGAUUAUUCUUUGAUUUUAAGCUAACAUACAAACGAGCCUUCGUUUCAAAAUGUUUUGCCUUAGGCAACUCUACAAAGAUUUGCUGUGUCCAUCAUAUUAUUACGUAUGCUUAAUAUGACUUAAUAUUGGUAUAUUAAAUUAAUAUAUAUUAUUUUAAUUUGUGUUAAUUAUUUUUCAUCUUUGUUGUUGCUGUUGCUAUGCAAGGUAAAGCUGAACUUUAAUUCUUGAAACAGAGUGUAGUCAAAUCCUCAACCAUACUAAGCUAGUGCGAGUGUUUCUGGCUUCAGCUCACUGUGUGUUGUUGAUCCUCCUGAAACUCUCCUGGCUGGGGUUUGGAGCAUGCAGAACAUGCUGACAGUAAUUGCAAACGCAUUCAAGGCCGGUGCCAAAAUAAAUGGUGCCCAGACAGUGUCAGAGGGCUCCAGAGUGGUGGUAUCAGCACGUUCUUUUGCAGACUUCACACCUCAGGCCAGCUUUGACAUCAAGAGGUGUGACCUUCAUCGCUUGGAUGAAGGCCCUUCAGUGCAGACGGUGCUCACUAGAGAGGAUGGACUCAGAUACUACCGCACUAUGCAGACCAUGAGACGCAUGGAGCUGAAGGCAGAUCAGCUCUACAAGCAAAAGAUCAUACGAGGCUUCUGUCACCUGUAUGAUGGCCAGGAAGCCUGUGCUGUAGGCAUCGAGGCUGGUAUCAAUCCCACGGAUCACGUGAUCACUGCAUAUAGGGCUCAUGGUUACACCUACACCAGAGGUGUGCCUGUGAAAGAGAUCAUGGCAGAGCUCACAGGCCGAAGGGGUGGUGUUGCCAAAGGGAAGGGCGGCUCUAUGCACAUGUAUGCCACCAAUUUCUAUGGCGGGAAUGGUAUUGUUGGUGCCCAGGUUCCUCUUGGGGCUGGUGUGGCCCUGGCAUGCCAGUAUCAGGGUAAGAAUGAGGUUUGUGUCACUCUGUAUGGGGACGGAGCUGCUAAUCAGGGCCAGAUCUUUGAGUCAUUUAACAUGGCAGCUUUGUGGAAACUCCCCUGCAUUUUCAUCUGUGAGAAUAAUAAAUAUGGCAUGGGGACAUCAGUGGAACGAGCCUCAGCCAGCACAGACUAUUACAUGAGAGGAGACUACAUUCCUGGCAUAAGGGUGGAUGGUAUGGAUGUUCUCGGUGUGAGAGAGGCAACCAGGUUUGCAGCAGAUUAUUGCAGAUCUGGAAAGGGUCCCAUACUAAUGGAGCUCCAGACAUAUCGUUACCAUGGCCACAGCAUGAGCGAUCCUGGGGUCAGUUAUCGCACACGUGAAGAGAUCCAGGAAGUUCGCAGUAAGAGUGACCCCAUCUCUAUGCUGAAGGACCGCAUGAUUAGUAAUAACAUGGCUAGUGUGGAGGAGAUCAAGGACAUUGAUGCAGAGAUUCGUAAGGAGAUAGAAGAAGCAGCACAGUUUGCUACCUCUGAUCCAGAGCCCCCACUGGAGGAUUUGUGCAAUCACAUCUUCUACAACGAUGCACCCUUAGAGGUCAGAGGCACCAACCCCUGGACCAGGCUGAAAUCCAUGAGCUAAGGAGCCUGCUGAUGAUUCAGCACUUCAUUCCUUAUAGUACAGGAGCUCUGUUCCUAAACCUACAUGCACAAAAAGAUGAAUGAAACUUGUGUUAUCCAUAAAGUCCUAAUUACAUUCCAUAACAACUGUUACUUAGCAAUUAGUUUGGCAGACUGUUAAUACCUUAGAAAAGACAAUAGCACAAAAUACAGCAAUCAAUGGACCCUUUUCACAGACUGUCACUGUGAUGACGCCUUUCCACAAUUAUCAACAUCGCAAAUCUACUAAAGUUUUUCAUAUUUUCAUUUUUUAAAAAUUUAAUACACAUUUAUAACUCUAUACUUUGUGCUAUACCUUGGCAGUAAAUGACAAACGCUGCUAUGAGCUGUUUCUAAUACAACAGCUGAGGGAGUGGGGACAAAUUUGACAUCUUUCUCUCUUCUAACCAAUGUAAUCAAUAUGUAUUUUUUUUCUCUUUUGGAAACUCAUGGAAACGCUAUCAUGACAUUUUUAUUUUGCUAUCGAAGCAAAUAGAAAUACAAAAAUGAUAUUUCCUGUCGUCUCCUGUUCACCACUAUAGAAGUUUACCCAACUACGACGACGACGACUUCUGAGAACUCCGGAAAUGUAAAAAGGGUCCAUAUUUAGAGCAAUAUUGGAAUAAAUAUACUAUAAUAAAUUAAUGGGCAUUAUCUUUACCUGUAAAUGAGUAAAAAUCAAAGGGCACAUGCAUGGUUUCUGAAUUAAAUGUUUUAAAAAUGUAAAAGAUUAUACAAAUCUUAUUAAUUAAUAAAUAUGCAAUAAUUUGACUUAUAA